AUAACAUUUAAUCACAAACAAGUCAAUAUUGUGAUAAGACACGAUUGAAUAAUUAAUAAUCGAGUUGCAAUCCUCCUUUAAACCACUGUGGCAGUGAAACUAAUUUUCGCAAAUAAUAAAAACUAAACAUGGAAGCAUUUUUAAUAAUCAUUCUUAUUUCUCUAAUAGUAAACUUCUUCUUCGUGUUCGGUGCGAUACUCUACACCCUACUCAGGAAUGAAAAGGAGCCCAGCGUGGACCCAAGAGUUUCCACGACCCAUUCAACAACGGCAUCAAUUCACUGGCAAGACGCCUCGCGCCGCCACAGCAGUCAUCCCCAAGUGAUGCUGUACCACACCUUCGUUCGCCUGAGCAUUGCCUCUGACCACCACCGCCCGCAGAAGAACUCAUUCUGGCAAAAAUUUAAAUGUGGCAGUUCUAAUAAAGUCGCGGUAGCGCAGUGAAGAAACGUGGCAUUCUUUGUUUACUAUGUACUCGUACUUAGAUUGACAAUGUUUGGCUCA
This is a messenger RNA of Ostrinia furnacalis (Asian corn borer), 503 nucleotides long. RefSeq lists its product as uncharacterized. The coding region runs from base 129 to 443 and encodes 104 amino acids. The transcript has 2 exons. The record is from RefSeq and is a predicted model, not a curated record. NCBI's taxonomy places the organism in Eukaryota, Metazoa, Arthropoda, Insecta, Lepidoptera, Crambidae.